This is a messenger RNA of Atta colombica, 3523 nucleotides long. RefSeq names its product growth arrest-specific protein 2-like. Gene Ontology annotation, molecular function: cytoskeletal adaptor activity; actin filament binding; microtubule binding. Gene Ontology annotation, biological process: actin crosslink formation. The transcript has 8 exons. Gene Ontology annotation, cellular component: actin filament. The coding region runs from base 369 to 1706 and encodes 445 amino acids. The record is from RefSeq and is a predicted model, not a curated record. Lineage: Eukaryota; Metazoa; Arthropoda; Insecta; Hymenoptera; Formicidae.
GCUGCAGUCGUGAUCGGAUGAUCGGCGAGUACGGAUCGUUGCCGGUCGGAACACAAAGUGCUUGAUUAUUAAUUUGGUCAGAGGGAAAGAGAGAGAGAGAGAGAGAGAAAUAAUCUCGGAGCGGUGAAUUUGAGGAAGCUGAGAAAUUUUGCAUGAACAAGCGAUCACGAUGAGCGACAUUCUUCACGAGCAUUCCUCAGGCGGUACUUGAUCGUAAGGUUUACGUCUCUACACGACAUCGUUCUUGAAUAGUCUGGGAGCUGUCGAAGAAAGUAAAGUGGGUCCUGGAAGAGGACCCAAGGAGAGCGAGGAGAGAAGCGUCGAGACAGAAUCCGGUGUGCGGGAACGUCGGCAGGAGCUGCCUCAAAAUGUCGUACGCCAAUCGAUUCCCAUCCUCCCAGCACAUCCGUUAUCGCAGUAGCUGGGGACCUUCCUCGGUUUCUGUCUUCAAUCACGCCGACGUACCGCGACCUUCGCCAGAGGAGGAAGAAUUCGAGUUCUAUCACGAGCGACUGCAUUCGGCGCAGAGUCGUCAACUGAUACCACUUCAGGAGGACUUGGCCGAUUGGAUCAACAAGACGAUAAAUGUGGAUCAUAUAACGGGUGACAAUUUCUUUGAUGUGCUUGAUAACGGAGUGAUUGUAUGUCGAUUGGCAAGAGUUAUCCAGGAAAAGGCGAGAUCUGCGAUUGAAGCUGGACGGACGAAGGGACCAGCACCAGUGAUACGUGGUCGCUGCUGGGAGAAUGCAGCUCGUCGCAGCUUCUUUUCCCGCGACAACAUGGAGAACUUCAUACAAUUUUGUCGGCGGCUGGGCGUCCACGAGAAUCUUCUCUUCGAAAGUGACGAUCUCGUUUUGCAUGGCCAACCACGGAAUGUUGUGUUGUGUUUGCUGGAAGUCGCGAGACUGGCGGCCAGAUAUUCUCUAGAACCGCCUGGACUUGUGCAACUCGAGAGGGAAAUUGCAGCUGAACAAGAAAGAGAUCUUCACUGUUUGUCUGACAGCGGUAUAUCACAUAGCAGUCUCGUCUCUUGGCAGUUCCAGUCACCAUCACCGACCGCAACACCCAGGACACCAUCGCCGGAAAAGAUCAAACAUAGCAGCUCGGCAUCUGAAGUCACAACGGGCACACGAUGGUUGGAUCCGGUAACCGGUGCUGCACAUGAAUCUGAAAUGCGAAGGUCCGUUAGCGACAACGGGCCAACUGGAAGUGACGGGGUGCCUAGCGACACUACCGAGGAUGAUUGGUCGCGCGGUAGCGUCGAAGACCCUGACGAAGUGCCGUCGCCGUCGAGUUCGCCAUCACCGUCGUCGGCCGAACCUCCGGAACACACUGGGCCGAUAACGGAACUCGAUCGCAAGGUGCGAAGAGCUACCGAGGCCGUUCAGAGACUCUGCCAGUGUCCGUCAAAUAAGUGCUCCAAGCUGAAGGUGCGCAAAGUCGGCGAAGGCCGCUACCAUAUCGCGGGACGUAACGUUUUUAUUAGACUUCUUAAGGGGAGACACAUGAUGGUGAGAGUAGGCGGUGGAUGGGACACUCUGGAGCAUUUUCUGGCGAGGCACGAUCCCUGUCAGGUGAGGGUCCUCAACCGCGAGAGUACGCCGCCACCCGCUCGCGGUACCAAGCACGACAGCUUCUUGCACAUUCGCGCCAAAUAUCGCAGCCCGCCGUCGGAGGCGAGUCUCUCACGUCGGUCACUAGCCUGAGAAGCACGUAGUGUCUAAUCAUGCGCCCACGAUCACGCGACGUGGGUCCCUCGGGCCCCACGUGGCGUAAAGUUGCACGCUUGGCGCACGUGCGAAUUAAAAUAUAUUCCGGUACACCGGCGGUACCGCUAUCACAUCUCACCGGGCACGUCGAUAGGACGUCCCGUCUGUUACGCAUCAAGCGACGCGGUGAAACGACGUGUGGUGGUUCAAGUUGCCGUAAGGAUGGCAAUACGCAUCCAUCGCACGAUUUUUCACGCACGAUACAUUCCUUCUUUUCCAACUACGUUCGAUGAGUUGGCGAUUUGAGGGAAGAGAGAGGCACCGCAGGAGUCACUUUUAAGCGCAGGAGCCUUGCGAUCACUUAUGCACAUUCCCGAUAUUCAUAACGCUAUUUACGAAUUCUCUCUACGGCGAGAAAUCACCGGUACACGCACCGCCUAUACGCCGGUUCGCAAAGAUACCUCUUAACCACUCUCGUACCUAUUCGUACAUCCCGAAUUGCGCGUACAACUUAUUACGUGUAACCACGUAAUAUGUUGAUCACGGUAUAGAGAAGCACAGGGAUCGCUAUUUUUACUAAAUCCGUAUGUCAGGUGAGGUUGAGGAGCAUGCAAGUGUCAAAGAGCAUCCUCGCAGACGCACUACGUUGCGAUUUUUAAGACUAUAAUCUACAGUGUGAUCUUUGCUUCCUGUUUCUUAAGAGUUUUUUUUUACCUUUUUCCCUUUUUCUUUUCUGUCGCCCGAGAUAAAAGUUGAUAAACUUUGGAAGAGAUAAGAAACUUGAUUGUGACAAGAAACAUUUUUUGUCGAUAAAAAUGGCGAAGAAGGAAGAAAGCAAAAGGUAAAAACAAGAAACAGGAAGCAAAUAGCACAUCGUAGAUUAACGAGAACGAAUAGUCAGAGUUUUGCAUCUAAAGCUGUAAUCACACUGUGGUCUGUUGCGAUUCCUGAUUGAUGGUUCUAUUUUAACCAAUCACGAUACAAUUAAUUCGUACGCGCUAAAACAGAACUGUUAAAAUACCAUACGGUAACUAUAACCAUACGAUAAUCUGAUAGUGUGAUUACGACUUAAGAAUCGGCGAACUCUGCGAUUCAGAAGACUUUGACUAUUUGAAUUUUUAUGCAUUAUCGUAUCAGGAAUCAAUCAACUAUGUGCUUUCAUCUCGAAUCUUCAAGGCACUAACUUUUGUACCGUCUACCUGGAAGUUCUUUGACCAGCAAGUGCGCUGCACUUGGUAAUGGUAGCAUUAAGACCGCAAUGACCAAACUUUAUUUUCGAAAUCGUGUAAUCACGAUAAUCAUUAUACUACUAAUAAUGCAAAUAAUAAUACAAACUUUUGAAUAAAUAUCCACUUAAGCUCAAACGUACUGCGCUUCAUGAGCUACGUGCAAUAAAAAGAAUAAAAGUGCAAUUAAAAUCUCAGGUAGAGAAUCGUCCGUGUCAUGCCUUAGAAAAGAUCAAUUAAUCUUUUUUUUUCUUUUAAGGAAGUUUCUUUUGCAAUGCUAACAUACACCGUUUUCCUUUGACGUAACAAUCACAGCGGCUUUAACAAAAAUUUCAUAGUCGAACUAGAUGAUACCAUUAUAUUUUAUUAUUGAUGUUGUAACGUACUUUUUAAUAUUCAACUCAACUACGUUUUGGUCAUUGCUAUUAUAUCCUAUAAACCAAUAUAUUCUUACGGUGCACUGCCAUUUUACGGCGAGCACGCGAUCAGGCACUUAUAUAUUAUAAUAAUCAACAGGGUCGGCUUAAUUUUCUGUGUAUAAUUUUCUCAUCCGAAUUGCAGAAAUCGCUUAUAACGUAUAAUUUACCG